This is a messenger RNA of Homarus americanus (American lobster), 2364 nucleotides long. Its product is annotated as zonadhesin-like. The transcript has a single exon. The record is from RefSeq and is a predicted model, not a curated record. The coding region runs from base 1 to 2364 and encodes 787 amino acids. Lineage: Eukaryota; Metazoa; Arthropoda; Malacostraca; Decapoda; Nephropidae.
AUGAUACCGACCACGAGUCAUGUAACUGUUUUAGGGGUCGGGUUAUGGCUGAGUGUUGUGGGCGGAGCUCCGACAGCGGUCACACCUCAUCGCCCCCCAGCCCCACCCACUACCACACUCUCCCCCCCAGGCUCUCCGUAUGAUCCACACCAGCGGUGGAGUGAACAUAGUGCCUACGACAAUGUGCGUAAGUUGCCGUGUGAAGCGUCAGGGGGCUGUCCCGAUGAGAGCACCGUCAGACGUAAACACGACGUUGGAACACAAGACACUCACCCCCAGGUAAGUUCUUCCACUUCAGACGUACACACAGACGAAACUCCCUCCAACGUGGCUCGUACUGCGCUCAAUGUUGCUAGCUGGGUCUCUGGUAGUGAUGCGAUACAAGGCUCCCACGAUACAGUGACGGACCCUCCUAGCGUGGUUGGGACGGAAUCCUCAGGGCUGUUUACCUGGAGCUGGAUAGAUGACACAGCCGAGGCAGCAGAUGCACUUGUGAGGGAAGAUCAACCUCAAGAAACUACCACAGUCAGCCACUCCAACAACCAGUGGACAAAACUACCAGGAUUUGGCAGCCCAAACAUCGGGAAGAAGGAGACUACAAAUGGCGAACUUGAUCAUCAACUAACCGAUCAGGAGGACGAUGUUGACCCCAGUGUGAUAAUUACUCCUGAAGGACAAGGUGGCCACGUGACGAGUGUUGAAGAUGGUGAGGGAUACGUGGGUCAUCCUGCAGGUGUUGGUGGUCAUGUUCCAGGCGCUGACGAAAGUGAGGGACCCGCGCCAUAUGUUGCUGAGAGUGAGGGUCUGAGUAUGAAACCUGACAAAGGGAUUCAUUGGAUCAAGUUAUUGCCAGAAGACGUUCCUAAAACCCAGGAAAAUUUACCCAAAACUCCUGAAUACCCGAGUCACAGCCCAGCCCAGAAACCCAACUUAAAGACCCAUCACCAACCAAGUCUUAUACCCCGCGACCCGACGAUGGCAGAUGACUCCUUGCUAUCUUCUUCAGCUGUCCAGUCCACAUUACUCCAACAAAACCACACAUCGGUUAUUAUCAAUCCUCAAAGACCCUCUCACUUAACAGAUGCAGUAACUGGUGAAACGCCUCCAGUUAGUGUACAUCAGUCAUCACACAUAGUCAAUGACGCCACUACUCAGCAGACAAUGACCGUCCUCUAUGACUCACUUGACUCAGCCAUAAUUGAGGAGAUGAUGUCUGCCCUCACUAAACCCCCACCACUGGUCCCUCAUCACCUCACCUCACCCGAGACAGACCAAACAACCCAAGCAACACCUACAACCACAAGAAACUCAACACAAGGUAACACAAAUGACCCAAUAUAUGAAACACUUCCACCUUCAGUAUUCACGACGGAGGCCCCAUCGUAUACCAGCCGUACGACGGAAACACCAGUGCGUUCUUCUCUUUAUGGGCACAGGACGCGAGAGCCUUCAGCCCUCACUGGGACUAACUCACGUACACCUCCGCCAGCCGUGACAGUGACCUCUACACCUCAAGUUCUUCCUGGACAACACAGAACAGAGGUCACUAAGGCUCCCAGUUUGUACACCUGGACGGAACAUACACCUGGGAUAAUGUUCUUUGUUCCACAUGAAGAACACGAUAAGGCCGAACCGUCAGAGGACUUCCCCAAAUCUGAACAACGACUAGAUGAUAUUGUACCAGAUAAACUUUUGGUACAAUCCCGUCCAAUAGUGCCAGUGAUGGGUGAGAAGCCACAGCUCUCAGCCGAUGGGACAAAGAACAAAUUUUACUCUAAUUCUGAACACUUUUCGUCAGAGAAACAUCGUGUCACGACACCCAGCCCACAGAUGUUCAUUCCUGCACCUGAACAAAUAUCUACGAUGCUGGAACAACUGGCUGAACAACAUAAGAUUCCAAAUGAAAUCCCUAGACUGGAACAAAUGAACAAUGCCCACUUAUUUACGACUACUGAACGACCAAGUAUUAAACCUGGUCAGUUAAAUUUGAGGGCUGACCAAACAUUCAACACACAUCAUGAACAACAAACACAUGGACAAAUGGAACAACUAAUCAAGGGACCUGGACAGUCAAGUAUAUGGCCUGAACAAACAUCGUCCUUCAAUGAACAAAAGUUUGACCCUCAUGAACAAACAACCGUGACACAUGAACAGUCUACCGUGUGGUAUGAACAAACGGCAAAAUGGCCUGAACAACUAAUCGUCUGGACAGAAGAAUCGACAGUGAAUCUUAUAAGAGUACCUGAACAACAAACUAAAAUUACUGAACAACCAUUUUAUAGACCUGAACAAACAACUAAAAGACCUGAACAACCAUUUUAUAGACCUGAACAAACAACUAAAAGACCUGAACAAACAACCUGA